AUGUUACACUGCAAAUUGCAUAAGCGCAAGAAGAUUCUAAGAAAUAAAAGAACAUACUUAUCUGAAACAUUAAACGGGACAGAAACAUCAUCGAUUAAAAAAGAAAUUAAUGAUUUUGAUGAUGUUCAAUACACAUGUAGAGUUUGUUUAAAAGAAGGAGACAUUCCAAUUUAUGGUAAUGAAGUAUCGGAAGAUAUUUCUGAACCUCUUAGUUCCUUUAGUGCCAUUGAAAUUAGCCCUCAUGAUAAUCAUCCUAAGUUUCUUUGUCAAUCAUGCUAUUCUCUUCUCCAAGGCGCUAUAUUACUAAGGAAAACCGCCCAACAAUCUGAUAUACUGCUACAACAACGUCAUGAAGAUAUCACUGAUAAUGAGGAUAAUUUAGAUACAGAUAAUAAUUUUGAUACUUAUAAUGUUGAAUCAUUUAAAGAACAAAUUAACGAUUACCAUUGCAAAAAAUGUGCCUUAAGCUUUAAAACAUUUAAAGAAUAUAGUGAACAUAGACUUUCAGAAGAACAUGAAAAUAUGAGACAGACAUGCCCGAUUUGUAAUAAAUCAUAUGCAACACUUUAUUUUAAACGACAUUUAUCUUUACAUAAACUAGACACCUCGUACAUGUGUGAUAUAUGUGGAAAAAAAUUUAUAGUACAAGGUCAGUUUGCGAGACAUAGGAUGACUCAUUUUUACAAUCUGCCAUUUAAAUGCUCUCUUUGUCCUUACAGAGGUCGAUUUAAGGAGUCAUUGAAAAUGCAUAUGCGUUCUCACACUGGUGAAAAGCCAUACCAUUGUAGUCAAUGUCCAGGAAAAUUUGUUAACAAGAGUAAUUUAAAUAAGCAUAUUUUGACUCAUAAAGGAGAUCAUGAUUUUAAAUGCGAGUCUUGUGGUCGAGGAUUUUACACUAAAAGAGACUUAGAUUUACAUUUUAAAGUUGACCAUACUGGCAUAAAAGAUCAUGUAUGCAGUGAAUGUGGUAAAGCAUUUGGUUAUCGAAAACAGAUGAUGAAACAUCAGCUUAAAGUUCAUAAGAGAGAAAAGUUAAGAAGUGGCAGGACACCAUUAUAUUUACAAUUAGAAUCUAAGAAACAGCAAGCAAUAAUUAAACCAGAA
Brenthis ino (lesser marbled fritillary) is the source of this 1104-nucleotide messenger RNA. Lineage: Eukaryota; Metazoa; Arthropoda; Insecta; Lepidoptera; Nymphalidae. The record is from the annotation of a GenBank genome assembly.